GGCAGACUGAGCAGGCUCGCAUGCCCCAUCCUAUCCGCGCCCCUUGAAGCUGCGUCGACGUUUGGGCUCUUGCGAUAAGGCUCAACAACAUUAGACUCCAGACACCGCCUUGCACGCUUCCUCGGCCGCCCCCGCCUCGCGCCCUCGCCGCCAGCGACACAGUCGCCGUGUCGUCGCGUCGUCGUCGUCGUUGUCGUCGUCCAUCGAGCCCUCGCCCCGCCUCUUGUUCCUUUCCUUGUAUCGCCCUGCACACGCGGCAUGGGAUCACUUCUGGUGAGCGAUUUCGGUGGAAACCACUUUCACACCAACAUGUUUGGCACCGGCACCACACAUCAGCAGACACCGGACGCUCCUGCCGCCCAUCACACGCCCGUCCGGCCCUCGCCCUCGUCCGCCGCCAAUGCGCCGCGUGCAGUCGCUCCGCCCGCUGAUGUCCCCAUGGCCGAUACAGGAGCCCCGCAGUCGAGCUCGACUCCAGGCCAGCGAUCGCAGCACAACAGCUCCCAACUCGGCACCGGCACCGCCGCGACACAGCAGCCCGCGCCCACGCCCCCCAGCCCAUGCUUCCGCCCGCACUCACAGCAGCCCACGCCUUCUGGCUCCGCCCCCGCCUCGGGCGCCUUCACAAAUACGCGACCCGUCGCUUCGACGGCACCAGCUCCCGUCCAGCCCUCGCCCGCCCACUCCUUGCAGUCGCCUGCAGCCUCGCCAACCCGGAUCAAGGUCAAGAGCCUCUCGCACAUCCAGAGCUUCGCCAUCGACGAAUCCAGCCCCUUCUCCCAGACGCGAUCGCUGGCACGGCGGCAGCGGCGAGACCCUGCAGAUGUCGGCCCACAGUACGAGAUCAGCGAGAUGCCCGUGUCUGAUAUCAUCGAAAUGGUGGCCGGCCUGUUGACCAAGAUCACGACCACAAACGACCGACAACACGACCACUUGCACCGUCAAAUCCCGCCCCCUGAAGGCACAUCCGGCCUGAGCCAGCAGACGACCAGCGUUCUCGCCUUCCACGGAAAGAAUGUGCCCAGUAUCUCUAUCCUCAGCUAUCUCAGCAGAAUCCACAAGUACUGCCCCACCACCUACGAAGUCUUCCUAAGCCUCCUUGUCUACUUUGACAGGAUGACUGAGAGGGUAAAUGCUGGCCCAUUGUCUGGUCUUCGCAAGGCUAACCAACAGUCUGUGGAACGCUCCAAAUCUGCACUGUCGGCAAGCUCGACCAGCCCAGAUGUCAUCAAACCCGAAUCGGCUUCGGCUCAGGCCGCAACACCUCCCCCUUCAGGGUCGCUGGGCAAGCCAUCCGAUGCGCCAACUGAUGGUCCUCAGCCACCGUCUCCCCCUCAGCAGAACCUCAACGCAGACGCUGCGUUGAACCUCUCGCACUUUUUUGUGGUUGACAGUUUCAACAUUCAUCGUCUGGUCAUAGCAGGCGUUACGUGUGCAAGCAAGUUCUUCUCUGACGUAUUCUACACAAACUCACGAUACGCAAAGGUCGGCGGCCUGCCUUUGGUAGAGUUGAACCACUUGGAACUGCAGUUUCUGCUGUUGAAUGACUUCCGUCUCGCUGUUCCCUUGGAAGAGAUGGAAGCAUAUGGAACAAUGCUGGUGGAAUUUUAUGCCCGUGAGGUAGCCGAACAGCACGAAAGAGAGCGUGCCAGCAAACAACAAUAGUGCAGUCGGUUUGAGCAAACUCUUCCAAGACCGACUCAAGCCGUGUGGCAAACACGACAGAGAUGAGCAGUGCGACGACAGUUGGUCCCUGCUGAGCAAGCAGGAUGGUACUGCAUGCCGAACUAGAAGAGGAGCAGGCGACAUGACUUGUGUACGGCAUGCAGCUUACCAACUGCACGCAUUGCGACCAAAUUUUCCGUGACCAGAGUCUUUGUGCUCUGGUAUAAUUUGAGUAGAGACGGGCAACCUCAAGGCUUAGUUUUCGACUUGGCUCUCUUUGAGCCAAUGCGUGGGCGGGCGUAUCUCCUUAGAUGUGCUUAGAUUUUGGGAUACCAAUUAUUUCUUCGUUUAAGAGAGAAUUUUAUGAAAU
This is a messenger RNA of Exserohilum turcica Et28A, 2035 nucleotides long. RefSeq lists its product as uncharacterized. The coding region runs from base 310 to 1665 and encodes 451 amino acids. The record is from RefSeq and is a predicted model, not a curated record. NCBI's taxonomy places the organism in Eukaryota, Fungi, Ascomycota, Dothideomycetes, Pleosporales, Pleosporaceae. Gene Ontology annotation, cellular component: cyclin-dependent protein kinase holoenzyme complex; nucleus. Gene Ontology annotation, biological process: regulation of cyclin-dependent protein serine/threonine kinase activity. The transcript is spliced from 2 exons. Gene Ontology annotation, molecular function: cyclin-dependent protein serine/threonine kinase regulator activity; protein kinase binding.